AUGGGUUGCUGUUGUGCAAAGUCGAAGAAAGACAAGUAUGCAGCCAACGACGAACCCGGCGGCAGAAACUUGCCACCGAACGGUCAAGCGAAUGAUCGACAAAUGGAACCAAAGCGGGUUUCUAGUCCGAUGGACGGUUUAAAUGCUCACCAACCCUCGUCCAUUAUGUCGAGUCACUCGAUAAUGCAGCCAUCUAAAGGCAUAACGGUGUUCAUUGCCCUGUAUGAUUACGAUGCGCGGACCAAAGAAGACUUGAGCUUUCGGAAAGGCGAGCGACUUCAAGUUAUCGAUAACACGGAUACCGACUGGUGGCUGGCUAAAUCUUUGACCACAUUCAAUGAGGGGUACAUACCGAGCAACUAUGUAGCACCUGAACUAAGUGUUCAUGCCCAAGAGUAAGUAAAUAUUUUCUAUUUUACAGCGUAGUCUGUGUGCUAAACAUCACCGGAAAGAUAUUUAUAUAACUUUAAUAGUUGAAUUCUCGUUCGGUCGGUCGCGUACUAAAUUGAUGAUCUUUGGAGCUUCAUUCUAUGACACUUCCGCUAGUUUGUUUCCGAGCGAACAAUUUUUACUCAUUUCACGUGAAUAAUGUAGCUGAUUUAUUUUAAAUAAAUCGGGGGAAUAAAUCCGGAGAUGUUUGUUCCUUUAAAACUAAAGCUUGAAGCAUGGAAUGCUACAAAGCUUGCGCGUGGGGAGGAAUUUAUAUCAAUCCAGUUGAUUCACGCGUGCGAUAGUGAAAAGUUCGUUUUUAUUUUCGAUUUUCCUGAUCUGUACUAUCGACCUUCUAGCUCGUUGCUGGACAAGUUUUGUUUUGAUCGAGUUAUAUCUUAUACUUUUCCGAUCUUUAAUCGUCUGCCCAACUAUUUAUGGCUUUCACUUCCGGGAUGAAAUGCAUGUUGUCAUUUCAAAGUUUAAUUUCUUCGCCUUUUUUUAUUUUGUAAUGCAAAUCAAACGAAUAGAAUGCCUGUGGUUUUGAAAUUCAAAGUUCACUUUUCCUCAGACGAGGCUUUUUUUGUUUAGGGAGGUAACUUGUGCGAAGCGUUAACCUUUUUCUUGGACGAAUGUUUGUGUUUCAGACAAAUAAAUAUUUUCUUCCGGACUUUCAACUUUUUCCCGUUCUCUUUAAAUUGACAAUCUUGUUUUCCUAUUCAUGAAACUAAACCCCGUCAAGAGUACUGGCGAUAUGUUCUUUUAAGAAAUUAUCAGUUUGGCACAAAUGUAACUGAUACAUCCUGAAUAUUUUAAAAUUUCUUAUAUAUUUUUUUGUAUUUUGGGUCAGACUUGCUAGUAAGUUUUAUUUAUUUUCUUGUACUGAUAACAUCUGCCUUAACUCCAUUUUUUGAUUGCUGUCACCUGAUGUCAUUUGGCUGUCUCUUGUAGUUUCAUGCAAAUAGUCCAAGCUACUAUCUUAUUGGUACUAAUUUCACAUGUCUUUAAUAAUUUUCAAAAUCACAAAAUUAAGACCUGCAAAUAAAAAUUCUCAUGAAAUUUAAACAUGAGAAAUAAAAUACAGUCAAAUCCCAUUAACACGGACACUAAGAUGGCCGCAGAGAGUGUCUGUAUUUAGGUGGUGUCCGUAAAGCAAGGUUUGACUUAGCCUUCCACACAGGUGUGUACUCAUAAAGACAGUUCAAGUCACAGAAAAAAAAUUGUAUGUAAUAACUACUGCCACCUGAAGAAUCGAAGAUAUGCAAUAUUAAAUAAAUUUUAGAUGAUGUUUAGAGAUAUUGUUGCAAAGUACAUGUACAUACUGAGACAAUGUGUAUCCAAGUAACACUACACUUAACAGUUGACAACUCUUGAAUUGCAAAAUGCAAUGCCCUUUUUUUCAUAUUUACCUAAGAAAUCAUGAAAAUAAAACCCCUGUGAAAUACUUUCUUGCCAAAAUUGCAAAAUCAAGUAUGCACGAAAUGAAAUGUAUGUAGCUUAUGAUAGUAAUGAAUGUGAAAAUGGUAGUAUUUGCAUGCAUGUUUCAAGAAGUUAUUUGUUUGAAAUGUUACUUUGGUGAAAUUCCAUGGCAUGUUAAUAGUCUACUUAAUUGUGAAACUACUGUACAUGUAGCCAAGUGUUAUCAGUUGAUUCUCAUGUGUAUGCAAAUGAUGAUACAUCAGAUAAUGUGAUUGGCUGGCAAAACCUCUUCAGGAUUAAUCUCUGUGUCCAUGUUUGAUAAGUUUUAUUGACCCUACCCAUUUUAAAUACUAACAAUUUGUAAGGUGCUAUCUUGAAUAAUAUGACUGUCAAGUCUAGAGUCAGCAGCUUUUAAAGCUUCUGAGCCCUCAAAUCAUCUUUUGGCCAUCAGCUAAAUCAGAGACUUACUGAGCAAGACCGUGGAAAAGGAUUCUCUAAAGAACUUCACAUGUUGAAAAUGCCUAACAGUUUUAAAAUCCUAUUUGCUAUAUUUUAUCUCAGCUGGUUCUUUGGCAAGAUUAAGCGUGCUGAAGCUGAAAAGAAACUGCUGGCGCCAGGAAGCCCCUCUGGUACCUAUCUCAUUCGUGAUUCAGAAACAAUGCCUGGAAAUUAUUCACUGUCUAUACGAGAUGGUGACAGUGUGAGACAUUAUCGUAUACGCAAGCUAGACAAUGGAGGCUACUAUAUCACAACAAGAGCACCUUUCACAAGCCUGUCAGAGUUGGUGGAGCACUACAGUCUGGAUGCUGAUGGCCUGUGUUGUCGACUUGUCUAUGCAUGUCGUGCAGAGAAGCCAGCUACUUCAGGGCUUUCUUACAAUACUAAAGAUGCUUGGGAAAUUUCGCGGCAUUCAAUUGCUCUCCAGAGCAAACUGGGAGCUGGACAGUUUGGCGAAGUGUGGGCUGGGCUUUGGAAUGGAACAACUCCAGUUGCUGUGAAAACUCUUAAACCAGGAACUAUGUCACCGCAGGCAUUUUUAACUGAAGCAGCCAUCAUGAAGAAAUUGAGACAUCAAAAUCUUAUACAGGUAUGUCAUGAAAUGGUUGUCCUAAUAUUGGUUUUGAUAUUUAAUUGUUGUUGCAUUUAUGAAAACAUCAAAUGUAUGAAAAACAACUUGGCCAGUGAUAGGUAUUUUUUACUUCACUCAGAGAUGUCAGAGACCAUUUUCCCUAAAUUGUGGUAAUAUUAAAGCAAGUGUUGCAAAUGUUGCCAUAGUUCUUCGGUGGAUACAACCAACUUUAAGUCACAGCACAGGUUAGUUUUUAUUCCAACCAAAACGUUCAUGCACACAGUAUACUAUGAUGUGGGCUGAUGCAAUAGAUGGACAGGUGUCAAUCUGGUGUUACUGUCUUGUGCUACAAUACUUUGGGUUACAAACAUCUGGUCACAAAUUGAGUUCAUAUGCAACAGAAAAAUGCUUUCCAAACCUUGUAGAUAAAGUCAGUUAUCCUUUAGUCUGCUCAAACUGGCUGCAUACUUUAAAUUUUAUAGAAACACUGCUUACCACAUUAAUAAAAUGCUCAUAAAAGCUAUUAUAAUCAGAUGUUCCCAGCUUUUAUUACCUGAAGUAUUCCUACGUAGAUUUUUAUAUAAUGGGAAUUCAACAGAUGUUGAUGGGAACAUAAAUUUUUGUUUAAUCCUGUUUCUCAUUUAAUCUCAUUUAAGGAAGAAUGAAAUGCAAACAAUCGGGGUAGAUACACUAAUGUGGAAUGAGUGGAAUUUCUGCAUUAAUUUUGUUCCCCUGAUUUCAUUUCAUGGGGAAACUACAUGCAGGGUUGUCACUAAGAUUUCAAGUUGCUGGGUAAAUACAACAAGUAGACAGGGAAUCAAACGGCUAGGGAUUUCUUUUGGUUCUAUUUUUCUUCUAUUUUCCAAUAAAUGUAGCUGGGGGCCACUCUCUUAGUAGCUGGGGAAAAUCCCCGGCCCCUGGCUAUUAAUGACAAACCUUUUGUGCUUUAAAAUACUUAUGCCAGUUACACUGUCCUUGCAUUUACAGCUUUAUGCAGUUUGUACCCAGGAGGAGCCAAUUUACAUUGUAACAGAGCUUAUGAGGCAUGGAAGCUUGCUAGAAUAUUUGAAGGGAGAAGGGAAAGAUCUCAAGCUACCAGAAUUGAUUGACAUGGGGGCACAAGUCGCUGCUGGAAUGGCCUACUUGGAACGGAUGAAUUACAUCCAUCGUGAUUUAGCUGCAAGAAAUAUCUUAGUUGGUGAGGGGAAUAUCUGCAAAGUUGCUGACUUUGGCCUAGCAAGACUGAUCGAAGAUGAUGAGUAUAACGCUCACCAAGGAGCCAAAUUUCCAAUCAAAUGGACAGCUCCUGAAGCUGCUCUUUACCAAAAGUUUACCAUAAAAUCUGAUGUGUGGUCGUUUGGCGUGCUGCUGGUAGAAUUGGUUACGCAUGGUCGGAAUCCUUACCCUGGUAUGACAAAUGCCGAGGUGCUGGCCCAGGUGGAGCGGGGAUACAGGAUGCCUCAGCCCAUGAACACCCCAGAUGCUCUUUACCAAAUUAUGCUUGAUUGUUGGAAGAAGAAUGAGUGGGAAAGACCAACAUUUGAUUAUCUUCAAUCAAUAUUAGAGGACUACUUUGUCUCAACAGAGCCUAAUUACAAGAAGUUGGAUCCAUAG
Molecule: messenger RNA, 4531 nt
Organism: Porites evermanni
Lineage: Eukaryota; Metazoa; Cnidaria; Anthozoa; Scleractinia; Poritidae
Source: the annotation of a GenBank genome assembly